Molecule: messenger RNA, 5654 nt
Organism: Colius striatus (speckled mousebird)
Lineage: Eukaryota; Metazoa; Chordata; Aves; Coliiformes; Coliidae
Gene: VAV2
Product: vav guanine nucleotide exchange factor 2
Exons: 27
Coding region: 514-3033 (839 amino acids)
Biological process (GO): cell migration; intracellular signal transduction; regulation of GTPase activity
Cellular component (GO): cytoplasm
Molecular function (GO): guanyl-nucleotide exchange factor activity; protein binding
Source: RefSeq, a predicted model, not a curated record
GCGCCGAGCCCGGGCUCCCGCAGACAAAGGGGCGGCGGGGGCGGACCGGCAGCUCCUCCCGCCUGCCCGGGGCGGGGGUAGAGCCCUCGCCCCCGCCCCAGCCCCAGCCCAGCGCAGGUGGGGUCCGGCGGCAGCAAGUUUCAGCGGGGCCGGAGGACGAAGUUGCUCGGUGAGCGGUGUCCCGGUGUCCUCGCUCCGCGCUUUGUUCCCGGGAGGAUGCGGCGCGCGUAGCCCCGGCCGAGGCGGUGGGGCCGCAGCGGGGGCAGGGGCAGCCCUCCGCCGGAAAACUCCGCGCCGCCCCCCUUCCUCCUCCUCCUUCUUCUUCCUCCUCCUCCUCCUCCGCAGAGCCCCGGCACGGAGCGAUGCUUCCCCGGGCGGCGGGUGGCGAUGGAGCGGGGCGGUAGCGCGGUGCCGCGGUGCAGAGCAGCCCCUCGGGCAGCCGCCCGCUGCCCCUGAGCGGCGGCGAGGAGGAGGAGGAGGAGGAAGGCCGGGAGUGUGAGCGGGGCGGCGGCCAUGGAGGAGUGGCGGCAAUGCGGCCGCUGGCUCAUCGACUGCAAAGUUUUGCCCCCCAACCACCGGGUGGUCUGGCCCUCGGCGGUGGUCUUCGACCUGGCGCAGGCGCUGCGGGACGGGGUGCUGCUCUGCCAGCUGCUCCACAACCUCUCCCCCGGCUCCAUCGACCUCAAGGACAUCAACUUCAGGCCCCAGAUGUCCCAGUUUCUCUGCCUGAAGAACAUCCGAACCUUCUUAAAAGUGUGUCACGACAAAUUCGGGUUGAGAAACAGCGACCUGUUUGAUCCCUUUGACCUCUUUGACGUGCGGGAUUUUGGAAAGGUGAUCUCUGCAGUAUCCAGACUCUCCUUCCACAGUAUUGCUCAAACCAAAGGAAUCAGGCCCUUCCCUUCGGAGGAGACCACGGAAAACGAUGACGACGUGUAUCGGAGCCUGGAGGAGCUGGCGGAUGAACAUGAUCUGGGGGAGGAUAUUUAUGACUGCGUCCCCUGUGAGGAUGAAGGUGAUGAUAUCUAUGAAGAUAUCAUCAGAGUGGAAGUUCAGCAGCCCAUGAAAAUGGGAAUGACAGAGGAUGACAAAAGGAACUGCUGCUUGCUGGAAAUCCAAGAAACUGAGGCCAAAUACUACAAAACACUUGAAGAUAUAGAAAAGAACUAUAUGAACCCACUGAGGCUGGUACUGACUCCCCAAGACAUGGAGGCUAUUUUUAUCAAUUUGGAGGACCUAAUUAAAGUGCACUUCAAUUUCCUGAGAGCCAUUGAUGUCUCUAUGAUGUCUGGAGGGAGCAGCCUGGCAAAAGUGUUUCUGGAAUUCAAAGAGAGGUUGCUGAUUUAUGGCAAGUACUGCAGCCACAUGGAGUAUGCCCAGAACACACUCAACCACCUCCUUGCCAACAGAGAGGAUGUCAGGCAGAAGGUGGAGGAAUGCACACUGAAGGUUCAAGAUGGGAAAUUUAAACUGCAGGAUCUGCUGGUGGUUCCGAUGCAGAGAGUUCUGAAAUACCAUCUCCUCUUAAAAGAGCUGCUCAGCCAUUCAUCAGACCGACCAGAGAAACAGCAGCUGAAGGAGGCUCUGGAGGCGAUGCAGGACUUGGCCAUGUACAUAAAUGAAGUAAAGAGGGACAAAGAGACUUUAAAGAAAAUAAGUGAAUUCCAGAGCUCCAUAGAAAACCUGCAAGUGAAGCUGGAGGAGUUUGGGCGGCCAAAAAUCGAUGGUGAGCUGAAGGUUCGCUCCAUAGUCAACCACACCAAGCAGGACAGGUAUUUAUUUUUAUUUGAUAAAGUGGUGAUUGUCUGCAAAAGGAAAGGGUACAGCUAUGAGCUGAAAGAAAUCAUUGAGCUGCUUUUCCACAAAAUGACUGAUGACCCUAUGAACAACAAGGACAUUAAGAAGUGGUCAUAUGGCUUCUACCUAAUUCACCUCCAGGGGAAGCAGGGCUUCCAGUUCUUCUGCAAGACAGAGGAAAUGAAGAGGAAGUGGAUGGAGCAAUUUGAAAUGGCAAUGUCCAACAUAAAGCCAGAGAAAGCCAAUGCAAAUCACCAUAACUUUCAGAUGUACACAUUUGAAAAGACCACCAACUGCAAAGCCUGCAGGAUGUUCCUGAGAGGAACUUUCUACCAGGGCUAUCUUUGCCCUAAAUGUGGAGCAGGUGCUCACAAGGAGUGCUUGGAGAUCAUUCCUCCCUGCAAGAUGGGUUCUUCAGCAGACCAGGACUCACUGAGUGCAGGAGCUGGUCCUAAAAUGGUGGCAGUUCAAAAUUACCAUGGAAACCCAGCUCCCCCUGGGAAGCCAGUGCUGACAUUUCAAAUUGGGGAUGUGAUUGAGCUGCUGAGGGGGGACCCUGACUCGCCAUGGUGGGAGGGCCGGCUGCUGCAGACAAAGAAGUCAGGUUACUUUCCCAGCUCAUCAGUAAAGCCCUGCCCUGUGGAUGCCAGGCCUCCCAACAGCCGUCCGCCCUCACGGGAGAUCGACUACACGGCGUACCCAUGGUUUGCAGGGAACAUGGAGAGGCAGCAGACAGACAACCUGCUCAAGUCUCACGUCAGCGGCACGUACCUGAUCCGGGAGCGGCCGGCCGAGGCCGAGCGCUUUGCCAUCAGCAUUAAGUUCAAUGAGGAGGUGAAGCACAUCAAGGUGGUGGAGAAGGACAAUUGGAUUCACAUCACGGAAGCCAAGAAGUUUGAGAGCUUGCUGGAGCUGGUGGAGUACUACCAGAGCCACUCACUGAAGGAGAGCUUCAAGCAGCUGGACACAACACUGAAAUACCCCUAUAAAUCUCGGGAGCGUUCUACCUCCAGGACCUUCACUCGCUCUCCAGUGUUCACCCCACGGGUCAUAGGGACGGCGGUGGCUCGGUACAACUUCGCGGCGCGGGACAUGCGGGAGCUCUCGCUGCGAGAGGGAGACGUGGUGAAGAUCUACAGCAGGAUUGGUGGGGACCAGGGCUGGUGGAAGGGGGAAACCAAUGGGAGAGUUGGCUGGUUUCCCUCAACAUACGUGGAAGAGGAGGGGGUGCAGUGAGUGCGGAUGGCUGGUGGCAAGUCCUCGAGCAGCCCGAGCCGAGCCGCCGCCUCCCGCAGACUCUGGCGCUCGGUGCCUCUGUACAGUGUGUGUGUGCACCCUGGGCCUCGCUCCUCCCUGCCUGUAUAGAAGAUGGAUGGCCUGAAGAUUGCUGGUGUGUGGGAUGAUGUCGGUGUAGCAGCUGCAGGAGAGUCCCUGGGGGAAAAGCCACGCUCCUCUGCAUGGACAGAGCUGAGAGACUCUGGGCGCUGCCCGCCGAGGAUGGGGCUGCAAAGCCCUUGGAGGAAAAGUGUUGGAAAAGCCACCGUGGUGAUGGUGGAGGGAGGCUGAAGGCUGGUGCCUGGGCUGGUGCCUGGGUGUGCCAAGGGGGAGGACUUGGUGGUUUCUAAGGGGAGGGAGUGACUCAGCCCAGAGAUGAUGCAGCCCCCCUGCCCUGCUGCUGGGGUGGGCUCCCUGAGCCAGGAUUUUGGCAGUGCCCAGCAGCACCGUGUUGCAGCUGGGGUGAGGGGCUAGAGCGAGGACACCCGGCCUGGGAAGGAGGAAUGAUGCCAUCUGGGAAACCAGGAGCACGUUUUGACCAUCAGACAUAGGCUGGGAUCAGACCUGCAGGUCAGACAGGAGGAGAAAGAGCCACCUUGGCAUCCCAAGGCUGUUUUCUUUAGGAGCACCUCGAGUCCCCCCGUGCUUGCUGCAGGAGGAGGGGGCAGCCAAGGGUGCCAGUUGGUCCCAGCAGUGAACAGGAGGUCUCAGCACAUUGCAGGACUAGAGAUGUGCUUUACCACACAAGGGUUUGGGAAGCCACCAAGGCACCAGGUACACGCAGAGGAGCAGACCCUGUGUCCAUGGGCCUGUCCUGCUCUCACUCCCAGCUUGCCCCUCAGGCCAUGCUUCCUGCAGCCACGACAUGUCUCACCUCACUGAGCUCAGGGGGAGCAAACCCACCUGAGUAAGGGCUAUGGUAUCCACUCAUUUCUCUCACUAAGUUGUGAAAGCAUCUCUUCUUCCCCAUCUGUGUGCACUUUUGGGGGCUGGGAGCGUUGCCCCUCUCUUCCUCCCACAGGCUGUUGCUGCUGCUGCUGUCAAGUAAAGGUCAGUCUGUGUUGGCAUUGCUGCUGUGUCCUGAGCACUCUCCACCCAGGUCUGUUCAUCCCAAAGUGCAGCUCCCAUGGCUGGGAGGCAGAGCUGCCAGGUGGAAAUCCCUGCCAUCAUCUUCUCACCAGCACUGGCUUUGCUCUGCAGCUCCACAGCUUCCUUCCAAGGUGCAAAUACCAACAACUACCCGUGUGGGUGUGUGGCAGGGAACAACCUUCCCCUGGUGUGAGUGCCAGGAGAUGCCCUCCAGCCUCUCUGAGGAAAUGGCACUUGAGUUGGUGCUUCCAGGCCCUCAUGUUGUUCCCUGGGACCUGUGCAGGUCCUGCCAUGAGGCACUGUGUGGUGCAGGUCAGGGAUGUGCCAGUGCUGGGAGGUGAGUGGGGCUGAUGCCCUCGGCCCCUGGCACAGGGAUGCCAUGGCAGCAUCCACAAAGCAGCAGUGCCCUGCUUGGGGUAAUCAAUGGAAGAGCUGGGGGCUCUCAAGGAAAAGGGGAAGGUAUUAACUUGGAAAUGAACUGUUGCUGAGUGACAAGCCCAGAGCUGUGCUGCUUUGCUGCCUGUUCCUCCUGCAGCCCUGGGAGUGCCCUGCUCUCAGUGCCAUGGUGGCACAGGGCUGGGGGCAGAUGCUCGUGGGGUCUUGCUCUGCAAGGGGACGGGGACAGGGAGGGUCUGGGGGCUUUCCCAAGGUACUGUUUGGUGCUAGAGGCCCUCAGAGCUCAGCUCAGGGUACACUCAAGGGGGAGCUGGUGAUGCUCCAUUCCUGUGCAAUGCAAACUCCAGGAACUGGGGUUCCUGGGGCUGUGCAGGGGCUGAGGGGGAUGUUUGGGGGGAUGACACACACACCCCCCAGACAAACUCAUCUUCUGCCUCAUCCUGAAGCCUUACACAUCCCUCCUGGUUAACGUGGCUGAUGCUGUAAGGCAGUGAGGGCAUCCUCUCUGGAAGAGCAUCUUCUCUGUCCCAGGGACCAUGACAUCAUGGCCUCAUCCCUCACCCCAGAGGCACCCCCGAGCUCAGCCCCUGCCUGCCCUCCCCUCCCAGCCCUGCCAAACCCCCCCUUCCCUCCAGAGAGCUCUCCCUCUUGUGUUUACUGUUGUAAGAAACUUGUUACAGAGAUUGUUUUGUUUGUAAGUAAUUAUUCAGCCAUUUGCCACAAUAUAUCUGUGAAUAAGAAAGGGAAAUGUGGGGUUUUUUAUGAUGGUGAGCAAGCUGUGUAUAUAUUUUAGUUCCUCACAGGUAGUUCCCAGCUGCCAUGGGAUAACCUGGGAAAAGAAUAUGUCAGUUCCUUGGGGGGGUUUUUCCUUUGCACUGCACUAACUGGGGGAGGGCUGGAGGGGGUUUGGAAGAGAGAACUGUUUGUUUCUGGAAUAGUUUCUAGCUGGGAAUUUGGAAAUCAUUCUGGACUAGCUUGUUAAUGCUGGAAUAGAAACUUUAGCUGCUACUUUAGCAACUCUUUUGCAUGUGGUUUUUUGCAGACCUUUUUUUCAGCUACAAGACAGCAAAGUAAAUUCCACAAUGAAAAACAAAUAA